Aspergillus puulaauensis is the source of this 1053-nucleotide messenger RNA. RefSeq names its product alcohol dehydrogenase family protein. The transcript has 5 exons. Gene Ontology annotation, molecular function: zinc ion binding; oxidoreductase activity. Lineage: Eukaryota; Fungi; Ascomycota; Eurotiomycetes; Eurotiales; Aspergillaceae. The coding region runs from base 1 to 1053 and encodes 350 amino acids. The record is from RefSeq and is a predicted model, not a curated record.
AUGCAAGCUGUUGUUUUCAAAGGACCCUUUCAAGUCGCCGUCGAGCAACGGCCCAUUCCGGCAGUCCAAAAUGAGACAGAGGCAGUGCUGAAGGUGCGGUACACGGCCCUGUGCGGCAGCGAACUGCAUGUGUAUCGAGGACACCAGCCCGCACAGCCAGGGUUUACUAUGGGCCACGAGUUCAUAGGUGAGGUGGUAGAAUUGGGGUCUGGGGUUCAGCAUUUCAAGAAGGGCGACCUUGUUAUGGUGCCCUUUACUGUGAACUGCGGGACAUGCUUUUACUGCUCCUUGGAUCUAAGUUCACGCUGCGUCGAGUCUAAAUUGUUUGGCUCCCCUCUGCUGGAUGGUGGGCAGGCUGAGUACGUGCGAGUCCCCAUGGCAGAUGCCAGCUUGAUUAAAGCGCCAAAGGGGGUUGACGAGAAGAAACUUGUCUUCAUGGCCGACAUCUUUCCGACGGGGUAUUUCGCUGCUCUCAAUGCGUUCAAAGGGUUAACAGAAUCCUCAAUCAAGAAUAGCACCGUUGUUCUUCUUGGCUGUGGGCCCGUGGGCCUGUUUGCGCUGAUCAGUGCGAUGGAAUACCAUCCCAAACAUCUGAUUGCGGUAGAUAAAGUUCCUUCACGCUUACAGCGGGCGAGGGAGCUUGGUGCUGAAGGCUGGAAUGUCGAGACAGACAAAGGAGGCCUUGAAAAGCGUGUCAAGGAGCUGACAGAUGGACGGGGCGCCGAUAUUGCUAUAGAGGUUGUCGGACACGCCGACGCCCUCCGGCUGGGCUUCGAUCUGCUUCGGCCAUUUGGCCACAUCUCCAGCGUGGGCGUACACAACGAACCGGUUCCGUGGACGGGCUUUGAGGCGUACUCGAAGAAUCUCUCCAUUCAGAUGGGCAGAUGCCCCGCUCGAAGCAUGUUCAAGGAGGCCAUGGUGUUGUUUGCGAAGAAACAGGAUUCCUUGGAUUUCAUGGUUGCAGAUGUUCGGCCAUUAUCGCAAGCUGUUCAAAGUUACGACGAUUUCAACCAUAUGAGGUCACAGAAGAUUAUUUUCGAGGCCGAUACGUAG